UAAAAACCUAAAUUUAGAUUCGUUCAAAGUAACAACAUGGAGUCGUAGCUAUUUGGCUGUGUUGGUGUCUGUGCCCUUUUUUUUGGAGGAGGAGGGUUUUAACCUAGUCGGGUUUCCCACAUAUUGACUAAUGUGACUGUGAGCACCGGGAGAAGCGUUAUAGCGGUCCAUGAAGAGCCGUCUAGCCGUCGGUAGUCCUCCUUCAGUCCGGUCCAGUGGACUUGAUGAACCCGGUCCGUCCACCCUGACCCGUGGAGGAGUAGCACCGACCACACAAACACGGUCAUGGACUUCCCGGGCCACUUCAACCAGGUGGUGACAGCGGAGGCGUUUGCUGCCCUGGUGGACAUGAUGUACACCUCCACCCUGAUGCUAGGAGAGAGCAACGUGAUGGACGUGCUGCUAGCUGCCUCUCACCUCCACCUGAACGCCGUAGUCAAGGCCUGUAAGCACUACCUGACCACCCGCACCAUGCCCAUGUCCCCGCCGGCAGACCACCGGGCCACACAACACCGCCAACACACCCACGCAGAACAGCAGAGACUCAGGCAGCAGCAGGCAACCGCCGAGUUAGCCGCUAACGCUAACCUAGCCGCUAACGCUAACCAAGAGGCUAACGCUAACCUGGCGGCUAACGCUGCUACGUCCAGGCUCCAGCGGUCGUUCCUGCUGCAGCAGCUGGGUCUAAGCCUGGUGAGCUCUGCCCUGGGCGGGGUGGAGGAGGAUGGGCUAAGGGGUGGUAGCGAUGGUGUUAGCAUUAGUGGUGUAGUGGAGCACAAAGCUUCCUUCCCCGUUCGACGCUUCCACAAGAGAAAGCCCUCCCUGAGCUUUAGCCUAUCUGAGGACAGGCCCAGGCAGAGGCCCCGCCCCUCCGGGACCCACGGGGAUGAGGAAGUGGGACUACUCUCCCCCGACUCUCACAAGACUGGGGAGGAGGACAGACUGGACGCGGCGAUCACCGGCCUAGUAGGGGGCGUGUCCCAGGACGAGUCCCAGAUGCCCAGCCAAUCGGACGGCGGACGCUGCGAAGGGGAGGAGCAAGGGAUGGCGGAGGAGAGGGGUGUCGGGAAGGAGUCCCUGGAUGGGGGGAGUCACCAUGGUGAUGGGGUGGAGGUGAAGAUAACGGAGGAAGAGGAGGAGGAGGAAGUACGGGAGCAUCAGGGACAGGUGGUGGUCAAGUGUGAGCCUCUGAGCUCCCAGAGCCAGCUGGGAUGA
Messenger RNA from Oncorhynchus gorbuscha (pink salmon), 1215 nucleotides. Its product is annotated as zinc finger and BTB domain-containing protein 5-like. Gene Ontology annotation, molecular function: RNA polymerase II cis-regulatory region sequence-specific DNA binding; DNA-binding transcription factor activity, RNA polymerase II-specific; protein binding. The transcript has 4 exons. Gene Ontology annotation, cellular component: nucleus. The record is from RefSeq and is a predicted model, not a curated record. The coding region runs from base 286 to 1215 and encodes 309 amino acids. Gene Ontology annotation, biological process: regulation of transcription by RNA polymerase II. NCBI's taxonomy places the organism in Eukaryota, Metazoa, Chordata, Actinopteri, Salmoniformes, Salmonidae.